Molecule: messenger RNA, 278 nt
Organism: Closterium sp. Naga37s-1
Lineage: Eukaryota; Viridiplantae; Streptophyta; Zygnematophyceae; Desmidiales; Closteriaceae
Source: the annotation of a GenBank genome assembly
AUGUCACUCCACCCGUCCUUUCGACGCGCAUCCCCUCGUGCCUCGCUUCCUGUCGUCGCGCCGCGCCUCGCCGUGCUUCCUGUCUCAUCGUGGCGCUUCCCCUCCCCGCGUCACGCCUCCGCUCCUUACGUCGCCUCCCCGCGUCACGCCUCCACUCCUUACGUCGCCUCCCCGCGUCGCGCCUCCCCUCCCCUCAACGCGCCAGCACCCGCGUCGCGCUGCCCCUCGUCGCGCCUCAUUCCCCCCCUCCGCUUCUCCUUAUCCCCCCCUCCGCAUUA